Messenger RNA from Bursaphelenchus okinawaensis, 2817 nucleotides. Lineage: Eukaryota; Metazoa; Nematoda; Chromadorea; Rhabditida; Aphelenchoididae. The record is from the annotation of a GenBank genome assembly.
AUGAAGGACCAGAAGAGCGAAGACCUGAAGGCAUGGCGCUUCAAGUACUUUGGUAUCUUGUUGUUGACACUACAACAAGCUAGGUAAGUUUAACAUAACCAUACAAAACUUACCGUAUUCUUACAGUAUGCCCCUCAUAGCAGUAAGUCUAACAUAGAUAUCAGUCUUUCCACUAAAGAAUGUUACAGCUGCACGGUGCAGUCCCCGAGAAAAUCGCGCCCUUUUUAUUCCGCUGCACAGGGCAGAUUUCCCGCGCGAUCACCCGAUACAGCCAACGAUGUGAGGAAAGAUUGCACAGUGCAAUCCCUUCUGUGCCGCAUUGGUCGGUUGUCGCAGGAUUCAAUGACUUGCAACAGUCAAAAAAACGUGUCGCAAUCCUUCCAUUGAACACAGUUGUGGCUUGAGCGUUGCGACAACCGCGACACACUGUCGCAUCGCCAUUCGAAGCGCGACACGACAGUUUGUCGCAAAGCUUUGCACUUGCGACAUUGCGAUUUCCAUUGGGAUGUCGCCGGGUGCAAGCGACUGUCGCAGACCUUGUCGCUUGUCGCCCAAUUCUCGGCGCGACAGCGAUUCCUUCAAACUGCACUGUGCAGUUUUGUAACAUUCUUUUCGGGAAAGACUGAUAUAUUACUUUGUGCAACUAAUUCAGUGCCCCAUUACCCCUAAAAUUUGUAUUGAGAAGGAGCACAGAAUUAAUUGAACAACCUAAUUGAGAGGGGCACAUGAUUAUUUGAACAACCUAACGCAACACUUACCCUUACAGUAUGCCCCUGAUGGCACGGUCGGCCCGUUACCGUAGCGAGAACGAAGUGUUCUUCUCCACCGUGAACGUGUUCCUGAUGGACGUGAUCAAACUGUGCCUGUGCUCGGCGGUGAUCAUCUUCAACGAGCGCUCCAUCUUCAAGUUCGUAAAAGAUGUGAAAGAAUCCGUCUUCGGGAAUCCAGUGGAAACCAUGAAGAUCUGCGUCCCCUCCAUCAUCUACACACUCCAGAACAACUUGUACUACAUCGCCUUGUCCAAUCUGGAGUCGACCACUUUCUGUGUGAGUUGGUUGUUACCUAAAAUUGGGAAAAACAGUUUUUGGUUAAGGGGAAAUGGCAAGCACUUUGUUUACAGAUAAAGAUUAUCAAGAACUUUCUUUACAAAACAAAAAAUGGCAAGAAUUUUGUUUACAAAAUAGAAAAUGCCAAUAACUUUCUUUACAAAACAAAAAAUGUCGAGAAAUCUCGUUCGACGCCGAAAAAAUGAUAAAAAAGCUUUUAAUCGUAUAACUUGUCACCCACAGGCUGCAGAACACAAAAACACUUUUUUUAGCUAAUAACUGACAAAAACUUUCUUUACAAAAUGUGGAAUAGCAAAAAAAAUCAAAUUUACGUUUUAAAAAAUAUUUCUGAAAAUACAGCAAAAACUUUCUUUACAAGCAUAUAUGCCCUAAAAUAUUCAUUGAAAGCCGAUAAAAAUUAGAAAACGCUUUUCAAACCAUGGUUAAACCAUACACCAGCAAAAACUUUAUUUACAAAACAUAUUUCUAGAUCACUUACCAAAUGAAAAUCCUGACCACAGCCAUCAUGCUUCGCUUCGUCCUCGCCAAACAACUCUCCAACAUGCAAUGGCUAGCCCUGGUGAUUCUGAUUGCUGGUGUCACUGAUGUCCAAAUGCAAUAUCAACCUCCAGCUGACAACUCAAAGGUAGAGCAACGUCCAUUCGUGGGCUUUGUGGCGGUAAUGACGAUGUGCUUCACCUCAGCCUUCGCUGGAGUCUACAUGGAAAAGGUAUUGAAGCAGUCGUCAGCUUCGGUCUGGAUGCAGAACAUUCGGCUGGCCCUAUUCGGAAUGGUGCUCAGUACCAUCUCUAUCUUGUACCAGGACUUUGACGGCAUCAGGGAAUGUGAGUUGAUCAGUUUUGUUGGGUUUUGGGGUGGGAUUUUGACUUUUUUGAAAUUUUUUAUGAAAAAAAAUGGGAAAUCUGCCAUUUUAAAUGUUAUAUUAUACUGAAAAUACUAGCAAUAAAAAAAUUUUCAGAUGGUUUCUUCCGCGGCUUCGACACCUUGGUCUGGGUCAUGACAUUCACAAACAGCGCCGGAGGGCUGUUAAUCUCGAUUGUCAUCAAGUACGCCGACAAUAUCUUGAAAGCUUAUGCUCAGGUGAGUCAUGUUACAGUAGACACUUGUUAUAGGCAAAAUCAAAACAGUUUUUUCUAGUAGCAAAUAUUGCAUGAGAUUUUUAUCAUCCAUAGCAAAUUGUUUUGAGCAGCCUGUUUGAGAGCUUAUAGGUGUUAGUAGGGCCAUUACCUACACCUUAGUUGACUGUAACGUGUAUGUCAGUACAUAAAGUAAAAUAAUAGCACGUCUUGACAUAAACUUUCAAUUUUAGUCCAUGGCCAUUGUGGGCGCAGCUCUAGGAUCGUGGAUGUUGUUCGACUUUGUGCCCAACUUCUUGUUCUUGGUCGGUAUGUUGUUGGUUAUGGUGUCGAUCGUCAUGUACACCGUGUUCCCAGCCAAAGCCAAGACCUACCACAACAUUGUGCAGCCCAACGAAAUUCGUAAGUUGAUUUACUGUGCUGGUAAUUUAUUUAUGUUAUGAUUACUGUGUUUUAUAGUAAAAACAGUCGAUCUUGGUCUAAAAGUCGAUAGAAUCGCUUUCGCUUUACUUUUCUAUGAACUUUUUGACCUGUAUAGAACAGGUAAUGGCUUUAAAAGCUCUACGUUUUCGAUUAAAGACAAACGUUAGUAUCUUUUACGCAUACAAUACCGAAAAUAGACACCUACACCUACUACAAUAUAACUUUCAGGUGUGUGGAACCAAAAGCCUUGA